Molossus molossus (Pallas's mastiff bat) is the source of this 945-nucleotide messenger RNA. RefSeq names its product olfactory receptor 502-like. The record is from RefSeq and is a predicted model, not a curated record. The transcript has a single exon. Gene Ontology annotation, molecular function: G protein-coupled receptor activity; odorant binding; olfactory receptor activity. NCBI's taxonomy places the organism in Eukaryota, Metazoa, Chordata, Mammalia, Chiroptera, Molossidae. Gene Ontology annotation, cellular component: membrane. Gene Ontology annotation, biological process: G protein-coupled receptor signaling pathway; sensory perception of smell. The coding region runs from base 1 to 945 and encodes 314 amino acids.
AUGGAUUCCCUGGUGGAUGGGAACCACACAGCAGUGCGAAGCUUCAUUUUACUGGGCUUAACAGAUGACCCAAUCCUUCGAGUCAUCCUCUUCAUGAUCGCCCUCUGUAUCUACGUGGUGACCAUAGCUGGCAACCUCAGCACCAUCAUUCUGAUCAGAGUCUCUUCUCAGCUCCAUCAUCCUAUGUAUUUUUUUCUGAGCCACUUGGCUUCUGCAGACAUAGGCCUUUCAACUUCUGUCACACCCAAUAUGCUUGGAAACUUCCUGGUGGAGAGAAAUACAAUCUCUUACCUUGGAUGUGCCAUCCAGCUUGGUUCGGCAGGGUUUUUUGGGGCAGUGGAGUGCUUCCUUCUGGCUGUCAUGGCAUAUGAUCGCCUUGUGGCAAUCCGCAACCCACUGCUUUAUUCGGCCGAAAUGUCCACACAAGUCUGUGUCCAGUUGCUCGUACUGGCUUACAUGGGUGGUUUCCUCAACGCUUGCUCUUUUACUAUUUGCUUCUACUUUAUAUUCUUCUGUGGGCCAAAUCGAGUCAAUCAUUUUUUCUGUGAUUUUGCCCCUCUACUUGAACUCUCCUGUUCUGAUAUCAGUAUCCCUGCAGUUGUCCCCUCGUUCACAGCCGGUUCUGUCAUUGUGUUCACAGUGUUAGUCAUAGGUGUCUCCUACAUCUACAUCCUCACCACCAUCCUGAAGAUGCCUUCCAACGAGGGGCGCCGUAAAGCCUUCUCCACCUGCUCAGCGCACCUGACAGCAGUCACCCUGUUCUGUGGGACCGUCACGUUCAUAUAUGUGAUGCCCAAGUCCAGCUUCUCAACUGACCAGAACAAGGUGGUGUCUGUGUUCUACACAGUGGUGAUUCCCAUGCUGAACCCCAUCAUCUACAGCCUCCGGAACAAUGAGAUUAAGGGGGCUCUGAAGAGAGUGCUUCGCCAAAGACUAUUUUAUUAG